GUUCAGGACUAUUGUGCGAGCCUUUGGUCCUCCAAAGGAGAAAGUUAUCGGUGAAACCUGCGAUCCACCUAUCCCUGGACCCGGGCAGGUAUUGGUACGGAUGCUGCUCGCCAGUAUCAAUCCCUCGGAUCUGAUUCCAAUCACGGGUGCCUACCGUACGAGAACUUCGCUGCCCUUCGUCCCGGGAUUCGAGGGGGUGGGUGUCAUCGAGGCAGUCGGGUCCCAUGUUUCUGAAUUGAAGGUUGGCGACCGUGUAUUGCCACUGGGAAGCGCAGGCGCCUGGCAAGAGUUCAAGCUCAGCGAAGAACAAUGGUGCUUUCCAGUACCCGCCGAUCUCACCGACCAGCAGGCUGCAACGGCCUAUAUCAAUCCACUUACCGCCUGGAUGAUGACCAAGGACUAUGCACCAGCUCCUCCAGCUAUGGUGGUAGUCAAUGCUGCUACUUCUGCUAUCGGCCAGAUGAUCAUUCGGAUGCUCAAUCGAGUUGGCGUGCGACCAAUUGCGCUAACCAGGCGACCCGAUGCUCUAGGACAAUUGAUGAGUAGAUCCGACGUGACAGCAGUGAUCUGCCCAUCUGAUGGCGAUCUCAAACCAAGACUCACGAGUUGACGGAAGGUCGAGGCCUUACUGUCGCAUAUGACGCUGUUGGUGGAAGUGAGGGUAGUGAUCUAGCUCGCUCACUCGCUCGUGGCGGCACUCUUAUCCACUACGGGCUUUUAUCCGGUGUGCCCUUAUCUCCUGGGCUGUACCAGGAAUGCCCAGAUGUCCAG
Aspergillus aculeatus ATCC 16872 is the source of this 771-nucleotide messenger RNA. RefSeq names its product zinc-dependent alcohol dehydrogenase family protein. Bases 101 to 610 code for a protein of 169 amino acids. The record is from RefSeq and is a predicted model, not a curated record. The transcript has a single exon. NCBI's taxonomy places the organism in Eukaryota, Fungi, Ascomycota, Eurotiomycetes, Eurotiales, Aspergillaceae.